Molecule: messenger RNA, 1227 nt
Organism: Strongyloides ratti
Lineage: Eukaryota; Metazoa; Nematoda; Chromadorea; Rhabditida; Strongyloididae
Product: Calcium channel, voltage-dependent, beta 2b
Exons: 9
Coding region: 1-1227 (408 amino acids)
Biological process (GO): regulation of voltage-gated calcium channel activity; neuromuscular junction development; calcium ion transmembrane transport
Cellular component (GO): voltage-gated calcium channel complex
Molecular function (GO): high voltage-gated calcium channel activity; protein binding
Source: RefSeq, a predicted model, not a curated record
AUGCCAGAUGGAGAUACUGAUCUCCUGGUGAUUGGUAUUAAUUUAGAAAUUAUUAAGGGCACCAUAUUAUUAGGGAAAGAAAGAAAGAUGCAUGCUCUGGCAAGAAGUAAUUUACAACAUUUUAUAAUUAGUUAUAAAGAACCAAGUACUGUAUUAGAUGAAAGAAAAGCUCUUAAAUUAGAAAAGAAUUUCGAUUCUUUUUCAAACAUCUUUGAUGGUAGAGAAUGCCAUCGACAAAUGAAAGCAUUAAUAGAAAAUGAUGGUAGAAAAAAAUUAGAACAAGCUAAGAAGAAAAGUGUAUCAUUUGCGGUUCGGACACUUCUUCCAUACAAUGGAUGUCUUGAUAAUGACAUUCCAGUACCAGGAAAAGCUGUAUCAUUUCAAGUGGGACAAUUUUUACACAUAUAUGAGAAAUUUAAUAAUGAUUGGUGGAUAGGGCGUUUAGUAAUUGAUGGAUCAUUAAUGGGUUUUAUACCAACACCUACAAAAUUUCAACAAAUUCGAACACAUCGUUUCAAAAUUCUCCAAAGAGGACUCAAGAAAUCUAAUUCAUCAUCAUCCAUGGAAACAACAACUGGAAAAGGAGGCCAAAUACUUUAUAAUCAAUCUAUGUAUUAUGAUGUUGUUCCACCAAUGAGACCAGUUUGUUUUAUAGGACCAUCAUUAAAAGGAUAUUAUGUAACAGAUUUUCUUCAAAAAGGUAUAUUUGAUUGUUUAAAAGAUUCUUUCAAAGAUCGAGUUAAUGUAUGUAAAAUGAAUGAUGAUGCUAUUAGCAAUAUUGGUAACAAAUUUCAUUCAACAGAUUUAAAUGAAUCAUUUUAUAUGGAAGCAGAAAAAAUUUUUAAAGAAAGUAACAAAAUGAAUCUAGUUCUCCUAGAAAAUGGGAACAUUGAUAAUCCAGCACAUCUAAAAAAUUCAUUUUUGGCGCCUAUUAUAAUAUAUAUAAGAAUUGAAAAUUUGAAGGUUUUAAGAAAAUUAAUUAAAAGUAAUGAUAAAUGUACUGUUCAUGAGGUUAAAGCCCAAUUAGCAUAUGCCGAAAGUUUACUCCGCCUGGGAGAUGACGUUUUUGAUUUGGUUUUAAAAGAAAAUGAACUUCCUAAAGUUGUUAAAGAAAUUAUAUUAUUUUUAGAAACCUAUUGGAGAGCAACACACCCUAACUGGAAAGAAAUAGAAAAAAAUUCAUUUAAUGCUUCAAAAUCUAAAAUUUCAUUUAGUGAACCAUAUUAA